This is a messenger RNA of Scomber japonicus (chub mackerel), 2695 nucleotides long. It is a transcript of the gene ndor1, whose product is annotated as NADPH dependent diflavin oxidoreductase 1. The coding region runs from base 98 to 1882 and encodes 594 amino acids. The transcript is spliced from 15 exons. The record is from RefSeq and is a predicted model, not a curated record. Gene Ontology annotation, molecular function: NADPH-hemoprotein reductase activity; FMN binding; flavin adenine dinucleotide binding. NCBI's taxonomy places the organism in Eukaryota, Metazoa, Chordata, Actinopteri, Scombriformes, Scombridae. Gene Ontology annotation, cellular component: cytosol.
UUCAUGAUGAGUAGCUGUCUGCUUCUGUCAGAACACUUCUUAUUUAUCUCUUUUAUCAUCCUUUAAAGUUAUUGUUGACAAAGACAGCGGCUCGAUCAUGUCCAACCCGUCUCUGCUGGUCCUGUAUGGCAGCCAGACAGGGACGGCUCAGGACACGGCUCAGAGGAUCGCCCGGCAGGCUCAGAGAAGGCGGCUGCAGGUUCAAGUGUUACCUCUGGAUCACUACAAUGUGGCCAACUUGAUCUCAGAGUCUCUGGUUGUUUUUGUGUGCGCCACCACUGGUCAAGGAGACCCUCCUGAUAAUAUGAAGAACUUCUGGAGGUUUAUCUUCAGGAAGUCUUUACCUGUAGGAUCUCUGUGUCGGCUGGACUGUGCCAUACUGGGUCUGGGGGAUUCCUCCUAUCCAAAGUUUAAUUUCGUGGCUAAGAAGCUUCAUAAGCGUGUCAUGCAGCUGGGCGCCACCGUGUUACUUCCUGUCGGGCUAGCAGACGACCAGCAUGACCUCGGAGCAGACGCUGUGAUCGACCCAUGGCUGAAAUCAUUCUGGGCCAAAGUGUUUGCUCUGCACCCGUCUCUGUCAGAGGUGACUCCGCUGAGAGAGGAUGAGCCACUCCCUCCAAAGUUCACCUUCCACUUUCUGGAGGACAUGAAGGAGCAGAUGGAGGACAGGUUGAAGAUUCCCUCAGAGCAAACCGUCCACUCUCAGUCCCACCCCUUCCCCGCCAGACUGCUGUCCAAUAAGAGAGUGACAGACCAGUCUCACUUUCAGGACGUGAGGCACAUUGAGUUUGACAUCAGUGGAUCCAACAUCCAGUUUGCAGCAGGUGACGUGGUGAUGAUGUAUCCUCGUAACGCAGCAGAAGACGUGCAGCAGUUCUGUCAGCUGCUCAGAUUAGAUCCAGAGGCCACGUUCACUAUCAGACCCACAGACAACACAGCAGUCCCAGCCAGGCUUCCUCAGCCCUGCACAGUGCGCCACCUGGUGGAGAGCUACCUGGACAUCGCCGCCGUGCCUCGCCGUUCCUUCUUCGAACUGCUGUCUACAUUCUCCACUAACGAGCUGGAGCAGGAGAAGCUGGUGGAGUUCAGUUCAGCGGCCGGCCAGGACGAACUGCACAGCUACUGCAACCGACCUCGACGCACCGCACUGGAGGUGUUGGCAGAUUUCCCUCAUACUACAGCAGAACUCAAAGCGGACUACCUCUUGGACCUUUUCCCUGAGAUCCAGCCUCGCUCUUUCUCCAUCGCCUCUUCUCUCCUGGCUCACCCACACAGGCUUCAGAUCCUGGUCGCUGUGGUCUCUUACAAAACCAAGAUGUUUAAACCACGAAGAGGACUCUGCUCCAGCUGGUUAGCCUCCCUGGAUCCUGCACAAGGAGAGGUGUACGUGCCUCUGUGGGUGAAGAAGGGAACUCUGAAGUUCCCCACACAGAAGGAAACCCCUGUGAUAAUGGUGGGACCUGGAACAGGAGUGGCACCCUUCAGGUCUGCUGUACAAGAGAGGACUGCUGAGGGAAAAUACGCCAACGUCUUGUUCUUCGGCUGUCGAUCCGAGGCCAAAGACUUCUACUUCAGUUCAGAGUGGGAGGAGAUGAUGAAGGUGGGACAGCUGAAACUCUUCACCGCCUUCUCACGAGACCAGGAGGAUAAAGUGUACGUGCAGCAGCGUGUGAGGGAGAAUUCUGAGCUCCUGUGGGACCUGAUUACAAAUAAAGGAGGCUGCUUCUACAUCGCUGGCAAUGCUAAACAGAUGCCUGCCAGCGUACGAGAUGCACUGAAAGAAGGCUUCCAGCAGGAGGGAGGAGUGUCCGAGGAGGAAGCAGAGCAGAUGCUGGAAGCCAUGGAGAGGACGGGCCGUCUCCAGAGCGAGACCUGGUCCUGAUCACGUGACCUGGUCCUGAUCACAUGACCUCAACUCUUCACCUUCAGCUGCUGCCGCCAUGUUGAGUAUAAUACAAUCACUGCUGUCAUCAAAGUGUAAAAGAUAGCCAGACACACUGAAUAAAAGAAGAGCCAAACCAGAGCCAAAUAUACUCAUAUUAGUGUUAGAUGUAUGUAUAUGGACUGCAUGCAGAGACAUAUAAACCAAUGAGCAGGAACAUUACAGAUGUCAGGAUCAUGUACUUCCUGUAUUUCACUGUGUGGGAGACAAGUGUUCAAUGACUGAUCAAGAAAAUACCAAUCAAUACAUCUGCCUCCCACUUUUCUAUACGGUGCUUCAGUGCACUUUUAUUCUCAGUCACAUAAUUGCCCAACUUUAAAUGUUGCCUUAGCCAACAGAUUCUUAUCAAUCAAUUGUCUCUCCCACUCUGUCAUAUGCCUUUAAGGUUCCUAUUUUCACUGCUUAUAAUCACUUAUGACACAAAUGUUACAGUUACACAAUCUGUAAACUGGCUGACCUACAGUAUAAGGGACCAAUGGCGCAGCAGCACCCAGUAUGACAUAAUAAAGUAUAAUCUGAAAAUGACACUUGUUUGGCUUUUGUCUCAGUUCUACAGUCAUUUAUUGAAAAUGGAAACUAAUCAGAUUAAGAACAAUUUAGUUAUUUGUGAAAAUCAACGUUUUUUGAGUCAUCGCUCAGAUUCUGUUAGAGGAUGAGAGAUGUAUCAAAGGCCUCAGACUGAGCUUCAUCCUCUCAACAUCCUGCAGACCAGAAUAUCACUCAGACAUGAACUGAAGGAGACUGAACAUUAGU